Messenger RNA from Phalaenopsis equestris, 726 nucleotides. RefSeq names its product BTB/POZ domain-containing protein At1g50280-like. Lineage: Eukaryota; Viridiplantae; Streptophyta; Magnoliopsida; Asparagales; Orchidaceae. Bases 1 to 642 code for a protein of 213 amino acids. The transcript is spliced from 2 exons. The record is from RefSeq and is a predicted model, not a curated record.
AUGGGAGGGCAUCAUGAUGGGGUUUAUGAUGUGAAAUUUGUUAUGAGAUUGGUGAGGUUUUUUGUAAAUGAAGAGGGGGAGGAGGGGGAUUCUUUGAUGAAGAUGAAGAAGGUUGGGAGUUUGAUGGAUAAGUAUUUGAGGGAAAUUUCUCCUGAUCAUAGAUUGAAGGUUUCAAAGUUUCUGGGAGUAGCUGAGAGCUUGCCAGAUUCAGCAAGGGAUUGCUAUGAUGGAGUUUAUAGGGCUCUGGAAAUCUUUAUUCAGUCACACCCCAACUUAUCCUUCAAGGAACGUAAGAGGCUCUGUCGGUGCCUAAACUACGAAAAGCUCACUCUUGAAACCUGCAAGGACCUCGCGAAGAAUCCAAAAAUUCCGCCAGAUGUGGCUGUUCAAGCACUGGCCUCUCAGCUGCCAAAGCUUCAAGCAGAAACUAAAAGAAUGAAUUUUCUCAACAAUGACUGCUCUAAACCAGUUUUGCACCCCUCAGAAGCCAAGAUUGACAGUUCACCACCAUAUUGCUUUGAACAAAAGCAAAUAUUGAGGUUCAAUUUUCAGCAGAUUCAGAAGAGGAAAACAGAGCUUGAAAAUCUUUGCAAUGAGAUGAGUGCCCAUAUGCCAAAGAUUGUCAAGUCCAAUACACAUUAGUAGCCUUGUUUGUUACACUACAUGCCACCCAAUUCCUAUAUAUUUACAAAUCUAACCGACAAAGUUUACAUUUUUACAUUUAUA